Ustilaginoidea virens is the source of this 315-nucleotide messenger RNA. RefSeq lists its product as uncharacterized. Bases 1 to 315 code for a protein of 104 amino acids. The transcript has a single exon. Lineage: Eukaryota; Fungi; Ascomycota; Sordariomycetes; Hypocreales; Clavicipitaceae. The record is from RefSeq and is a predicted model, not a curated record.
AUGGCUUCUGAUAUCCGAAGUACUAUCGAUCCUGACGAACUUCCCCGCUUCAACCAUGUUCUGGACAUGUUGCGGACUAGUGGCGAACAAUACCAGAUGGUCUAUAGAGCUGACCUACGACAAGUUGUUAUUACCUACUACAGGGACGGCCGGUUGAAGACCAGGAGAUUUAAGACCACCUCACACGCUGAUGAGUAUUUCCGAAAGAACCCACUCGAUGGUGGAAGGAGGCCGCCAAAGGGUAACCAGGGUAACCAGGGUCAUCAGCAGGGUCAGCAGGGUCGGAAUGGCCGGAGAGUCGUUAUUAGCCAAUAA